This is a messenger RNA of Dichotomopilus funicola, 423 nucleotides long. Its product is annotated as acyl carrier protein-like protein. Gene Ontology annotation, biological process: fatty acid biosynthetic process. The coding region runs from base 1 to 423 and encodes 140 amino acids. Gene Ontology annotation, molecular function: acyl carrier activity; acyl binding. NCBI's taxonomy places the organism in Eukaryota, Fungi, Ascomycota, Sordariomycetes, Sordariales, Chaetomiaceae. The transcript has 5 exons. The record is from RefSeq and is a predicted model, not a curated record. Gene Ontology annotation, cellular component: mitochondrion.
AUGCUCCGGACCGCUAUUCUCCGCUCCGCCGCCGCGGCAACACGGGUCGCCGUUCGCCCGGUUCCCCAAAUCGCGAGCAGGGUGACCAUCGCCCCGGUUAUGCGAACCACAUCAUUUGCGCCCAAGGCGGUCGCCUGGCAAGGAAUCCGGUGCUACGCCGCCGGCGGCUCCCUCGACAAGGAGGAGGUCUACGAGCGUAUCAGGCAAUUGUUGGCCGCAUUUGACAAGGUCAACGAUCCCAAGAACAUUAAAGAAACCGCUCACUUUUCCAAUGACCUGGGGCUGGAUAGCUUAGAUACGGUGGAGGUUGUUAUGGCCAUCGAGGAGGAGUUUAGCAUCGAAAUUCCUGACAAGGACGCCGACAACAUUCACAGCAUUGACAAAGCUGUCGAGUACAUCCUCAGCCAGCCAGACGCAUACUAG